Messenger RNA from Mangifera indica (mango), 2900 nucleotides. Its product is annotated as tRNAse Z TRZ4, mitochondrial. The coding region runs from base 55 to 2853 and encodes 932 amino acids. Gene Ontology annotation, biological process: mitochondrial tRNA 3'-end processing. Gene Ontology annotation, molecular function: 3'-tRNA processing endoribonuclease activity. Gene Ontology annotation, cellular component: mitochondrion. The transcript has 12 exons. NCBI's taxonomy places the organism in Eukaryota, Viridiplantae, Streptophyta, Magnoliopsida, Sapindales, Anacardiaceae. The record is from RefSeq and is a predicted model, not a curated record.
UUCAACCCCCUUAAAAGUUAAACCCUCAACACAAACCCACUCUUUGUUCCUCAAAUGCUUUCUAUAACUUCGAACCUCCGCCUCCUCCUCCCUUGUCAUCUCAAACUCUCUCUACCUCUUUGCUGCAACCCCACGACGCCCCGCUGCUCUUUCUUCACCGUCUUCUCCUGCGCCAAUAAAACACACCCUUCCACCAGUGCUCCCCAACGAAACCUCAAUCUUCAGAAACGGAACAAAAGCACAAGCAACAAAAGGGUAGCUCCUAUGCAAGAUAGUAAGAAUGAAACCACUUUUGGGUUUAACAAAAGAAGGGCUGAGGGAAAAGAUGGUGGUGAUAAGCCUAGGAAGAAUCCUCAGCUUAAAGUUCGUAGGCUUAACCCUAGUAAUACUAUUUCGUAUGUACAGAUUUUGGGAACUGGAAUGGAUACUCAGGACACUUCUCCUUCAGUCUUACUCUUCUUUGACAAGCAAAGAUUUAUUUUUAAUGCUGGAGAGGGAUUACAACGAUUCUGUACAGAGCAUAAGAUUAAAUUAUCAAAGAUAGAUCACAUUUUUCUUUCUCGUGUUUGCUCAGAGACAGCAGGUGGACUUCCAGGUCUUCUUUUGACUUUGGCCGAAGAAGGAAUGUCUGUCAAUGUGUGGGGUCCUUCAGACCUCAACUAUUUGAUUGAUGCACUGAAGUCUUUCAUUCGACGUGAUGCCAUGGUUCACGCACGGAGCUUUGGGACAUCUCCAUCCUCUGACGAUGCUUCUGAUUUAACAAAGUUAACCGACCCCAUUGUUCUUGUCGAUAAUGAGGUUGUUAAAAUUUCAGCCAUUAUUUUAAAACCAAAUUGCUCCAGAGGAUCAGUAGUAAAUCCUGGUGAGAUGUCUGUCAUAUAUGUUUGUGAAUUGCCUGAACUCAUGGGAAAAUUUGAUCCAAAAAAGGCUGUGGCCCUUGGCUUAAAACCGGGGCCAAAAUUUAGUGAACUGCAAUCUGGGAAGUCUGUGAAGUCAGAUAGCAAAGACAUCAUGGUUCAUCCAGGUGAUGUAAUGGGCCCAUCUGUUCCUGGUCCCAUUGUACUCCUUGUUGACUGCCCAACAGAAGCCCAUACACUGGAUUUGUUGUCUGUGGAAUCUCUCAGUAGUUACUAUGCAGAUUACUCACAAGAAUGUGCCAAGACUGUGAAUUGUAUCAUUCAUUUGACUCCCACUUCUGUCACAGCCACACCCAGUUACCUUAAAUGGAUGGAGAGGUUUGGUUCAGCCCAACAUAUUAUGGCUGGGCAUGAAAUGAAGAAUCAGGAGAUUCCAAUUCUAAAAUCCAGUGCAAGAAUAGCAUCACGACUUAAUUACCUGUGCCCACAAUUAUUUCCGGCUUCAGGUUUCUGGUCUCUUCAGCAUUUUAAUAAUUCCGCAACAGACUCUGGUGCCAGCAAGGGUCCUUAUUCAGUGCCUUCUGAAAGUAUUUCUGCUGAAAAUCUCCUUAAGUUCACUCUGCGUCCUCAUGCUCAUCUUGGAUUUGAUAGAACAAAUAUCCCAAGUCUGGUGGCUCCCUCUCAAAUAAUGGAUGAGUUGCUUUCUGAGAUUCCAGAGAUUGUCAAUGCUGCACAAGAUGUCAGCCAGUUGUGGCAAAAGCCUACAGGAACCAAAGAGGCAAUAUCUCCUGUGCUAGAAAACGAAUUAAUGAUUGAGGAGCCAUGGUUGGAUGAGAAUAGACAUCCUAGUUGUUUGGAAAGCGUAAGGAAGGAUGACCUGGAGAUUGUUUUUCUGGGGACCGGCUCACAGCAGCCUUCUAAAUACCGGAAUGUUAGUUCAAUCCAUAUUAAUCUUUUUUCUAAAGGAGGCUUGCUCUUAGAUUGUGGGGAAGGAACCCUGGGACAGCUGAAAAGAAGAUAUGGUGUAGCGGGUGCUGACAAUGCUGUGAGGAAUUUAAGGUGUAUUUGGAUUUCUCAUAUUCAUGCUGAUCACCAUGCUGGUUUGGCAAGAAUUCUUGCUCUUCGACGUGAUCUUUUGAAAGGAGUGUCUCAUGAGCCUUUGCUUGUUGUUGGCCCGACACAACUGAAGAGAUUUUUAGAAGCAUAUCAAAGACUUGAGGAUCUAGAUAUGCAGUUCCUUAAUUGUAGGUACACUACAGAGGCUUCAUGGAAUGAUUUUGAGUGCAGUGUUGAAUCAAAUAAGGAUUGCUCAACUCAAGGGAGUGCUAAUAAUUAUGAUAAUCUGAGCCAUAAGAACGUUCUCCAUUCUGAAUCAAAUCUGUUUGCUAAAGGAAGCCGUAUGCAAAGUUUUUGGAAGAGACCAGGAAGUCCGGUUGAUAACAGCACUGCUUUUGCAUUGCUAAAGAGCCUGAAGAAAGUGCUCAGUGAGGCAGGGUUGGAGACCUUGGUUAGUGUUCCUGUUGUGCACUGUCCCCAGGCAUUUGGAAUUGUUUUGAAGGCAGCAGAAAGAUUAAAUAGCAUGGGAAAAUUAAUACCUGGGUGGAAGAUUGUAUAUUCCGGUGAUACCAGGCCCUGCCAGGAGUUAAUUGAAGUGUCCAGGGGAGCGACAGUCCUUAUACAUGAGGCAACCUUUGAGGAUGGUAUGUUGGAUGAAGCUAUAGCAAGAAACCACAGCACAACAAAAGAAGCCAUUGAAGUUGGGUCAGGUGCUUAUCGAAUUGUUCUCACACACUUCAGCCAAAGAUACCCAAAGAUUCCUGUAGUUGACGAGGCACACACACAUAAAACAUGCAUAGCAUUUGAUUUGAUGAGUAUUAACCUAGUAGAUUUGCCUGUUCUCCCAAAAGUUCUUCCAUACUUUAAAUUGCUUUUUAAAAAUGAAAUGCCAAUUGAUGAGUCAGAUGAUGUUAUUGAUGAUGUACGCGUAGCUCCUUAAUGAACAGUAAUUGAUUUAUUAUAGUGAUUUUUUAUGAUUCCGUUUUA